Messenger RNA from Aspergillus luchuensis, 1683 nucleotides. RefSeq names its product 3',5'-cyclic-nucleotide phosphodiesterase (PDEase) (3':5'-CNP) (gene CNA1). Lineage: Eukaryota; Fungi; Ascomycota; Eurotiomycetes; Eurotiales; Aspergillaceae. The record is from RefSeq and is a predicted model, not a curated record. Gene Ontology annotation, cellular component: calcineurin complex; cytoplasm. Gene Ontology annotation, molecular function: calmodulin binding; calmodulin-dependent protein phosphatase activity. The transcript has 5 exons. Bases 1 to 1683 code for a protein of 560 amino acids. Gene Ontology annotation, biological process: fungal-type cell wall organization; calcineurin-mediated signaling.
AUGGAUCGCACUAUCGCGCGUGCGGUGACGGAUAAAAAGCCGGUCCCGGAGAUCGACUUUACGUUACAUGUUAUGGAAGAUGGCACUCAGGUGUCGACCAUGGAGCGAGUAAUUAAAGAGGUGCAAGCGCCGGCGUUGAACACCCCGCCGGACGACCUGUUCUGGUCUCGUGAAGACCCUUCUAAGCCCAACCUGCAGUUCCUCAAGCAGCACUUCUACCGCGAAGGUCGUCUCACUGAAGAUCAGGCACUAUGGAUUAUACAGGCCGGUACUCAGCUCCUCAGGGCUGAACCCAACCUGCUGGAAAUGGAUGCGCCCAUCACCGUGUGCGGUGAUGUUCACGGACAAUAUUACGAUUUAAUGAAGCUCUUCGAGGUCGGCGGAGAUCCUUCCGAGACGCGCUAUCUCUUCCUCGGUGACUAUGUGGACAGAGGUUACUUCAGUAUUGAGUGUGUCCUGUAUCUCUGGGCUCUCAAGAUCUGGUAUCCGAAUACGCUCUGGCUCCUGCGGGGUAACCACGAAUGUCGGCAUUUGACGGACUACUUCACUUUCAAGCUUGAGUGCAAACACAAAUACAGCGAGCGCAUCUACGAGGCAUGCAUCGAAUCGUUUUGCUCCUUGCCGCUGGCGGCGGUCAUGAACAAGCAGUUCCUCUGUAUCCACGGAGGUCUCAGUCCCGAGCUGCACACUCUGGAAGAUAUCAAAGCGAUUGAUCGCUUUAGGGAGCCUCCGACUCAUGGCCUGAUGUGCGACAUCCUCUGGGCCGAUCCUCUGGAAGACUUUGGGCAGGAGAAGACUGGUGACUACUUCAUCCACAACAGCGUCCGUGGAUGCUCGUAUUUCUUCUCAUACCCCGCGGCGUGCGCCUUCCUCGAAAAGAACAAUCUUCUCUCCAUCAUUCGGGCGCACGAGGCACAGGAUGCCGGUUACCGCAUGUACCGCAAGACACGUACGACCGGUUUCCCCAGUGUCAUGACCAUCUUCAGUGCUCCCAACUACCUGGAUGUCUACAACAACAAGGCCGCCGUCCUGAAAUACGAGAACAACGUCAUGAAUAUCCGACAGUUUAACUGCACGCCUCACCCGUACUGGCUCCCCAACUUCAUGGACGUCUUCACCUGGUCGCUUCCCUUCGUCGGUGAGAAGAUUACGGACAUGCUUAUUGCCAUUCUCAACACCUGCUCCAAGGAGGAGCUUGAAGAUGAUACCCCCACAUCGGUCUCGCCCACCGCCGCACCCCCCUCUCCUCCUGCGGCGAUGGAUGUCGAGAGCAGCGAGUUCAAGCGACGUGCGAUCAAGAACAAGAUUCUUGCCAUUGGACGUCUGUCGCGUGUGUUCCAGGUAUUGCGUGAAGAGUCCGAGCGGGUCACCGAACUCAAGACCGCUGCGGGAGGUCGUCUCCCAGCGGGUACUCUGAUGCUGGGAGCGGAGGGUAUCAAGCAGGCCAUCACCAACUUCGAAGAUGCUCGCAAGGUCGAUCUGCAAAACGAACGUCUGCCCCCGUCGCAGGAAGAGGUCAUCCGGCGCAGCGAAGAAGACAGACGCAUUGCCUUUGAGCGGGCGCAUCAUGAGGCAGAGAACGACGCCGGGCUGGCGACUGUGGCCAGGCGGAUUAGCAUGUCGGCGGGAUCGGGCAAGACUCGGCGACAAAGGGAUGCUACUCGGGAUUCUCGAGAAGCAUGA